CGCGUUCUGCCAGAGGCUUUCGGACCCUCGGGGGCAUCAGUAGACAAGCCUCAGCAACUGUGUCUGAAAGACGGAGCGGGGGAGGAGCCUUCGCGCUGACGUCACCGCGCGGCGCAGCCAACCCCGAGCGACCGCGCGCCAACUUCGAAUACGGGCCGUGCCUUGGCGCGCGCGGGGCUCGAUCUUGGGGAGGUUCGCGCGAAGUCGGGUGCGCUCUGUCCUCUUUUGUCCUUCCGGCCCCACCGUUCCACCGAGAGCCUUCGCCCGGUUACCUGUUCGGAGGUGUCCAUGGCAACUUCCCCGAAACGGAGACGGGCCGAGAACAGCAUCAAAAAGAUCGCCGUGGAAGGCAACAUCGCUGCAGGGAAGUCUACUUUUGUGAAUAUUCUCAAACAAGCCAGGGAGGAGUGGGAAGUUGUUCCAGAGCCGAUAGCAAGAUGGUGCAAUGUUCAGAAUUGCGAAGAUGACUGUGAGGAGCUGUCCGCCUCACAAAAAAGCGGUGGUAACUUACUGCAGAUGAUGUAUGGGAAACCAGAGAGAUGGUCCUUCACUUUCCAGACCUACGCCUGCCUGAGCAGAAUCCGGGCUCAGCUCAAAGUUCUUGAUGGGAAACUCAAAGAUGCUGAUAACCCGGUGGUCUACUUUGAGAGAUCUGUUUACAGUGACAGAUACAUUUUUGCAUCUAAUUUAUACGAGUCUGACUGCAUGAAUGAAACAGAGUGGACAAUCUACCAGGACUGGCACAACUGGAUGAAUCAGCAGUUUGGGUCAAGUCUUGAACUAGAUGGCAUUGUUUAUCUCCGAGCUACUCCUGAGAAAUGCUUGGAAAGGAUUUAUGUGCGUGGAAGGGAUGAAGAACAAGACAUUCCCAUAGAAUAUCUGGAAAAACUUCAUUAUAAGCAUGAAAACUGGCUGCAGCACAGGACAUUACGAACGGAUUUUGAAUACCUGCAGGAGGUACCUGUCCUAACGCUGGACGUAAAUGAAGACUUCAAAGGCAGCAAAGAUAAGCAUGAAAGUAUGAUUGAAAAGGUGAAAGAAUUUUUGAGCACCGUAUAACCCUCCUAGAAAGCACACCAAACCUGGGCAUUCCCAACUUUCACAUCCCUUCGUUUGUGUCACCAGUUCUACUUUUGCUUAAGGUCCCCAAUGACAGGUUCCCCCUUCAAAACCUUUGUUGACUUUUGCUAUGGACUGUUUUUUAUAAUAUUACGUUGUGCUAAGGUUUCUUACAUUAACUGUUUGCUGAAAAUAUAAAAUCAACUAGGAUUACGGAACAGAGUUUGAGGGUUCUGGUGAACUGCAUUACAUUCUUUUCAUCACAUCAUUGAAAUAGUUCAGUAAAACCAUUGUCUUCUCUGGAACAUGUCUUGUGAAUCUUGAAGAGUAUCUUGGACCCACUACCUGCUCACUGACAAAUGGAUCGGAAUCCUUGUUGCUUUUUCAGUGCUUGCAAGGUUACACUAUAAGGAGAUAGUACCUAUAUUCACCUCAGUUCUUGCAUUAUGCUUGCAUUUUGUCCAAAGCAGUCCAGUUAUGUAAUGGUGAUGAAUUUUUAAAAGCCUUUUUAUAGCAAGGAAGCUAUUGAAAAUAGCUGUGUAUUUGACAACAAUUAAGGUUUUAUGACAAUGUUUACCCAGUUUUGUAAGAUAUGAUUUUUAGCUGCUUCUGUACAAUAAAAUAUGGUUUUGCUUUCUCUUAAAUAUGAUGAAAUAUUUUAAAUGAGCCAUGUGUGAUGAUUUGUUGCUGAUCUGAAAGUGUGGACUCAUCCUGCCACUCAUUUUCCCCUUUAUUCUGAAGUCGAAGCUGCAUACAGAAUAUUGGGAGUAAGAAUGUGCCUGGCAGGAUUCUCACUGUCCAUGCAAAUAUUUUAAAUGAAACAUUUCUUAUGGGGGUUAUUUAUCAAUUCUUGAAGCUCCUCUGUUUGAUGCAGCCUGAAGUGUGUUGCCCCUGAACUUGUCAUAUGCAACAUUAGUAGUCAAUUUUAUAUGCAAUGCAUUCAUUCUCCUGCUGUAGGAUUUCUGUCUUGCUUCAUAUUUAUUAAUUUUUCUAAAUUACUGAAUUUUUCCUAUAGGUCUAGAAUUUUUCUGAGGCUUUAAAAAAGCAGUUCCUUUCCUGUAUGGGGCUGUUUGGGGAAGAGGAUAAUAGGCAAACAUGCUCGCAUCAAAUUUUCACAUACCAAUCUUUUCACUACUUCUGAUGGGAUGUCACCUUAAUGUUGAAUCCCCAUGGAGUAGUAAAAAAUGAACUUCUGGUAUAACCAUGCUUUGUAAACUUUACAGAACUUUAAACUUAUGAAACAUCACAUUGACCUGGUUUGCACAUAAUGCUAACCUAUGGUUCAUUUAACUUUUGGUUUAUCCAGGAUUUGUAUACUUAUGAGUUUCUGGGAGAUAACCAAACAAACCUUCCUCUUGUAUCCAAAAGGCUUUAGUAGCACUGUACAGCUGGCAUGUGUAGCAGCUGAGUUGUUUGAACAUACUUGCCUACUACCUCUGUAGCCUGGCAAAACAACCCAUGAUCAGAUCCUGGUUAUGGGUCCACAGGUAAUCACAACCCAUGGUAUAAGGAUAAGAAUACAUAACCCAACAAUAAAUCAUGGAUUCUCCUUUUGGAUUAUUUGUGGUUAAUAAACCAUGGUUUGUUAGCAUUUCUUGGUUUGCACAUCAAAACAGAGAAUUUUGCAAUGCACAGGUUAAAUAAAUCUUAUAUAUAAAUCA
Varanus komodoensis (Komodo dragon) is the source of this 2720-nucleotide messenger RNA. It is a transcript of the gene DCK, whose product is annotated as deoxycytidine kinase. The transcript is spliced from 7 exons. NCBI's taxonomy places the organism in Eukaryota, Metazoa, Chordata, Lepidosauria, Squamata, Varanidae. Gene Ontology annotation, biological process: nucleobase-containing compound metabolic process. Bases 289 to 1059 code for a protein of 256 amino acids. Gene Ontology annotation, cellular component: cytoplasm; mitochondrion. The record is from RefSeq and is a predicted model, not a curated record. Gene Ontology annotation, molecular function: deoxycytidine kinase activity; ATP binding.